CUUGAGAAUUAUGAAGACUCGUCAGCACUCGAUGCAUCACUGCCGGAGUGAGGCCGUUACUGCAUUUGCAUUACUCGACAGUCUAAGCGAACUGCGCCACCGCCACAGCUGUCACUCGCCACAGACCACGUUCAAUGUACCGAUGCCGGCUGAAGAUUCUUAGAAUAGUACAGCGUAGUAUCUUACAUCAUGAGUCACUCGAAAAAAAAUAAUAAUAAUAAUAAUAAUAAAAUAAAAUACCAUGUAAAAAUCUGUUCUGCGUUGUGGGAUGUUAUCAAUGCAGUGCCCUAUACGGAUAGUGGGGGACGUGGAUAUAUUGUUAAUCAUGACUCCAUGCCCGAGUCGAGUAUUCCUUUGACCGAGUCAUCCAACUUGCAUACCCCUACAUAUCAUCAAACAAACCCAAAAACCAAACUCGGAAGCCUGGAACUACACCAGAGCAUCCCGUAGAAAACAUACAUCCUACGCGCCAACAAGCCCCUCAUCUCGGCGCCUACAUAAACAUUAAAACCACCAACCGCCGUAACUACAAACACAAACUGUCUCAGAAAAUGCAACUCUACCAGCCUGACUGGCUCCGAUGCCAUCUCACAAACAUACAAAACCAUAACCCAUAAUGCUGACGAAGAGACCACGGCGCUACAGACUAUACCGGAUUUGUUGUUGUUGGGCUGGGACGGGGAUUUGGCGAGACAGUCGGAGGAUUUUAUUUGUACUUUCGGUGGGUGCUUUAGGUCGGGGGUUUGUUCCGGUGUUACAGGGAUUGUGGAUUUGGUGGGAGGG
Messenger RNA from Aspergillus glaucus CBS 516.65, 783 nucleotides. RefSeq lists its product as uncharacterized. The record is from RefSeq and is a predicted model, not a curated record. The transcript has 2 exons. The coding region runs from base 190 to 450 and encodes 86 amino acids. NCBI's taxonomy places the organism in Eukaryota, Fungi, Ascomycota, Eurotiomycetes, Eurotiales, Aspergillaceae.